Messenger RNA from Arabidopsis lyrata subsp. lyrata, 2609 nucleotides. RefSeq names its product potassium channel KAT1. Gene Ontology annotation, molecular function: voltage-gated potassium channel activity. Bases 480 to 2510 code for a protein of 676 amino acids. Gene Ontology annotation, biological process: potassium ion transport; transmembrane transport. Gene Ontology annotation, cellular component: membrane. The record is from RefSeq and is a predicted model, not a curated record. Lineage: Eukaryota; Viridiplantae; Streptophyta; Magnoliopsida; Brassicales; Brassicaceae. The transcript has 9 exons.
AAUAAACAGAUUGCGUUUGCUCUUCUUCUUCUUCCUCUUUCGAAUCUUCUAUUUUCGUGUCAAAAACAAAGAAAAUAUGAUGAUAUCUACCGCAAAAGCUCAAUGUUUGCCACUUAAAUUCUGCCUCAUUUCUCAAGAUUUUUGAUUUCACACACUUACUCAUUUCCGCAUUUUACGCCUUUUCUUCACCAUUGUUGCUUCUCGCAUUGAAACCAUAUUGGUUUUGCAGCGUUAAUGGCGCACUGCGUCUUCUUAAACCCGUUAACCUUUCCCUGCCAAAUUUAAUAUUUUCUCAACCAAAAAAAAAGAGAUAACAAAUGGGUCACAACAAGUUGCUAUAAAGGUCCCAACAGAAGAAGAAAAGAGAAGUUUGCCCGUGUCAAUUUGUCACAAGCUUCAUCACUAUUUAUAACUACCUUGCCAAGAAGAUAGCCUAAAAAGGUAUAACAGUUUCUUUGUCUAUAGCGAUCAUCAAAAAGAUGUCGAUCUCUCGUACCCGAAAUUUCUUCCAAAGAUUCUGUGUCGAGGAAUACAAUAUAGACACCAUAAAACAGAGUAGUUUCCUCUCUGCCGAUCUUCUACCAUCUCUUGGAGCCAGAAUUAACCAAUCUACUAAGCUCCGUAAACAUAUAAUCUCUCCUUUUAAUCCACGUUAUAGAGCAUGGGAGAUGUGGCUAGUCUUUCUAGUUAUUUACUCAGCUUGGAUUUGCCCAUUUCAAUUUGCUUUCAUCACCUAUAAAAAAGACGCGAUUUUCAUCAUCGACAACAUUGUUAAUGGCUUCUUUGCCAUAGAUAUUGUUCUCACCUUCUUUGUUGCGUAUCUCGAUAGCCACUCCUAUCUUCUAGUUGACAAUCCUAAAAAAAUAGCAAUAAGGUACCUUUCGACGUGGUUCGCUUUCGAUGUGUGUUCCACAGCACCAUUUCAGCCACUGAGCCUCUUGUUUAACUACAACGGAAGCGAACUAGAAUUCAGAAUUCUUAGCAUGCUCAGAUUAUGGCGUCUCCGUCGAGUUAGCUCGCUGUUUGCAAGGCUUGAGAAAGAUAUUCGUUUCAACUACUUCUGGAUACGGUGCACAAAACUCAUUUCGGUCACUUUGUUCGCUGUACAUUGUGCUGGAUGUUUCAACUACCUGAUAGCAGAUAGAUAUCCUAAUCCAAGAAAGACAUGGAUCGGUGCCGUGUAUCCAGAUUUCAAAGAAGCAAGUCUCUGGACUAGAUAUGUGACUGCUCUUUACUGGUCCAUUACGACAUUAACGACCACGGGAUAUGGAGAUUUGCAUGCUGAGAAUCCAAGAGAAAUGCUUUUCGACAUUUUCUUCAUGCUAUUCAACCUCGGUUUGACAGCUUACCUCAUUGGAAAUAUGACCAACCUCGUUGUUCACUGGACUAGCCGAACCAGAACCUUUAGGGAUACAGUGAGAGCAGCUUCAGAGUUUGCUUCAAGAAAUCAACUCCCACAUGACAUACAAGACCAAAUGUUAUCACACAUUUGCUUAAAGUUCAAAACAGAGGGCUUGAAACAACAAGAGACCUUGAACAAUCUGCCAAAAGCAAUCCGGUCAAGCAUUGCAAACUACUUAUUCUUCCCCAUUGUUCACAACAUUUACCUCUUUCAAGGAGUUUCUCGUAACUUCCUAUUUCAAUUGGUUUCCGACAUAGACGCCGAGUAUUUCCCACCUAAAGAAGAUAUAAUUCUACAAAACGAAGCUCCUACUGAUCUUUACAUUCUGGUUUCAGGAGCAGUGGACUUCACAUGCUACGUUGAUGGACAUGAUCAGAUUCAAGGGAAAGCAGUUAUUGGAGAUACGUUUGGAGAGGUUGGAGUUUUAUGCUAUAGACCACAACCAUUCACAGUAAGAACAACCGAGCUAUCUCAAAUACUACGGAUAAGCAGAACAUCGCUGAUGAGCGCAAUGCACACUCAUGCUGACGAUGGACGAAUUAUAAUGAACAAUCUAUUCAUGAAACUUAGAGGGCAACAGUCAAUAGCAAUAGAUGAUUCGAAUAGUGGUCAAGAAAACAGAGAUUUCAAAAGCAUGGGAUGGGAAGAGUGGAGAGAUUCAAGAAAAGAUGGCUACGGUUUAGAUGUGACGAAUCCGACCUCCGACAAUGCUCUAAUGGAUGCAAUGCACAAGGGAGAUACUGAAUUGGUUAAGAAGAUAGUUAAAGAACAAAAGUUAGAGAGAGCCAAAGAGGACAUAUCAAAUAGUGAAACCGCUGGAAGAAGUUACGCCAACGAUUCACCGAAAAAAGAUCCAUAUUGCAGCUCAAGCAACCAAAUCACCAAACCAUGUAAAAGAGAAGAUAAGAGAGUUACCAUCCACAUGAUGUCACAGUGCAAGAACGGGAAGUUGAUACUCUUACCAUCAUCCAUUAAAGAGCUUCUAAGACUUGCAAGUGAGAAGUUUGGAGGCUGCAGCUUCACAAAGAUAACCAAUGCGGACAACGCCGAGAUUGAUGAUUUAGAUGUGAUUUGGGAUGGUGAUCAUUUGUAUUUUUCAUCAAAUUGAGUUUGAAAACUCGACUUCAUUUAUAGAGCAUGAAUAUCUAUCUGCAAGUGAUGUAUUCUUUACUCGGCUUCAUAGAAAAGUUAACAUUAAAUUUACACA